CAAACAGCAGACUAUUCGUCUUCUUCAUCACAAGCUUUCGUAAGUCGUAACUCUUAAAAGACCUAAAAGCAAACAGUUUGAUUACAUUUCUCGAGCUAUUUUCGCGGCAAAAUUUACGAGAUUUGGAAGGGAAUAGUUUGUUUCUGGGUAGAAGCGAAACGGAGAUGAGCAAGAGACCGCCGCCUGAUCCGGUGGCUGUGCUUAGAGGACACCGUCACUCUGUUAUGGACGUUUCGUUCCAUCCAUCAAAAUCUCUGCUUUUCACUGGUUCAGCUGAUGGAGAGUUGAGGAUUUGGGAUACCAUUCAGCAUCGUGCAGUUUCUUCUGCGUGGGCUCAUAGUAGAGCAAAUGGGGUUUUAGCUGUAGCAGCUAGUCCGAGGUUAGGAGAAAACAAGAUUAUCAGCCAGGGCAGAGAUGGAACUGUCAAGUGUUGGGAUAUUGAAGAUGGUGGUCUAUCAAGGGAUCCAUUACUUGUACUCAAUACAAGCGCCUAUCAUUUUUGCAAGUUCUCUCUUGUUAAGAAGCCUAAGACUUCUUUCGAAGAAGCUCAAGGUCGCUCCAAGAAUUGCGAUGAGCAGGCUUAUGGAGACACGCGUAAUGUUCAAUGUACAGAUGAUAGUGAGGGAUCUGUGGGGGAUUCUGCUGCGCUUCAGGAUGAAGAUCAUGCUGAAGGUACCACUUAUGUAGCAGUAGCAGGGGAGCAACCUAACGAGGUAGAGAUAUGGGAUUUCAAUAGCGGAGACAAGGUCAUACAGCUUCCGCAAGCUAGCCCUGACGAAUCCCCCAGUGCUUCUACCAGAGAAAGAGGAAUGUGUAUGGCUGUUCAAUUAUAUUGCCCUCCUGAAUCGCAGGGUUUCUUAAAUGUCUUGGCUGGUUAUGAGGAUGGUUCCAUGCUGCUUUGGGAUACACGCAAUGCUAAGAUUCCUCUAACAAGUGUUAGGUUUCACUCAGAGCCAGUUUUAAGUCUUUGCGUUGCAUCAUCAUGUGAUGGAGGAAUCUCAGGAGGAGCAGAUGAUAAGAUUGUGAUGUAUAAUCUCAACCAUUCAACUGGUUCUUGUACCUUGAGGAAAGAGAUUAUAUUGGAUAGGCCAGGCGUAUCGGGCACCUCAAUUCGACCCGAUGGGAAAGUUGCAGCCACGGCUGGUUGGGACCACAGAGUAAGGGUGUACAAUUACCGAAAAGGAAAUGCACUAGCGAUACUUAAGUACCACCGAACAACGUGCAACGCCGUGUCCUACUCUCCAGACUGUGAGCUAAUGGCAUCUGCGUCUGAGGAUUCAACUGUUGCUCUCUGGAAACUCUAUCCUCCUCACAAAUCUCUCUGAUCUAUAUGUUUCGGUUUGGUUCGAUUUCUUGACAUGAGUCUCUUGAAUUUGUAAAUAUGCUAUGUCAUCAUCAAAAGAAGAAAUGAAUAUUAGAGAGGUGUGACCGAGUUGUAUUUAAGCACCUUGUUUUCUACAUUUUCACAUUAGAAUUCUCUUUUGGGUUCCCCUGAAGAUAGACUCGCACGUACUGUCGUUUUCUGAGAGGAAAAAAAACAAUGAAAACGACGAGUAGUUUCCAUCUAAAUAAUAAAUCCGGCACGAUACU
This is a messenger RNA of Eutrema salsugineum, 1590 nucleotides long. Its product is annotated as protein DECREASED SIZE EXCLUSION LIMIT 1. Gene Ontology annotation, molecular function: protein binding. NCBI's taxonomy places the organism in Eukaryota, Viridiplantae, Streptophyta, Magnoliopsida, Brassicales, Brassicaceae. The transcript is spliced from 13 exons. Bases 165 to 1325 code for a protein of 386 amino acids. The record is from RefSeq and is a predicted model, not a curated record.